AUGAACAAGGCGUUGCCGGCACUGCUCCUCUACCUUCUUAUGUUUCGCAUAGCGACCGCAUCCUGGUCCCACAACUGCGGAGUUUGCCAACAGUCAUGUCAAGCAAGCUGCACCGUUGGAACAUGUGAUUGUGUGCAGAUCUGCGCACCUAUUUGUAAUGUAGGACAGCUUAAGGUUCCCCAAUUUCAAUUUGGAAUUCCUCAAGCUGCUCAGUUUGUUACUGUCCCACAAAUAUUGCCAGCUCCACAAAUUGUUCAAGCUCCUCAGUGUGUUGCGGCAUGCCAACCAAAUGCGGUAACAUUUGUAGAACAACUUCUUGUGUACAAUCCUGUGGAAGCCAAUGCCAAGCAUCUUGUUCGAAAUGUCAAGGAGGAUACUGUGGCUUACAAAUUCAACAGAUUCCCUGCUACUCCUCUUCUGCUGGAUGUGCCUGCUCAAGUGGUUUUUCCCUGUGUGGCGAUGGUGCUUGCUGCAAGUAUUGAAUACUAG
Messenger RNA from Strongylus vulgaris, 489 nucleotides. The record is from the annotation of a GenBank genome assembly. Lineage: Eukaryota; Metazoa; Nematoda; Chromadorea; Rhabditida; Strongylidae.